Molecule: messenger RNA, 5791 nt
Organism: Tympanuchus pallidicinctus (lesser prairie-chicken)
Lineage: Eukaryota; Metazoa; Chordata; Aves; Galliformes; Phasianidae
Gene: MYRIP
Product: myosin VIIA and Rab interacting protein
Exons: 17
Coding region: 175-2796 (873 amino acids)
Biological process (GO): intracellular protein transport
Cellular component (GO): cortical actin cytoskeleton
Molecular function (GO): small GTPase binding; myosin binding; actin binding
Source: RefSeq, a predicted model, not a curated record
CGGCUGCGUGCUCGCGCCGCUGCGGAGCGGGGCUCUACGCGCUGAGCGACGGGGCGUGCUCGGCCGCCGCUGUGCCCCGAGCGCGGGGCGCCUGCCCCCCGCCUUCCUCCUGCGUCGGUGCGGCCGAGGCGAGGUAUUCCUUCAUAACUGUUCGUAUCCAGGACAGAGCGUGCAAUGGGCAGAAAACUGGAUCUUUCUGGCUUGACUGAUGAAGAAGCAGAGCAUGUGCUUCAGGUGGUUCAGCGAGAUUUCAGCCUUCGUAAGAAAGAAGAAGAAAGGCUGAGCGAAAUGAAGCAGAAGUUGGAUGAAGAGGGUAACAAGUGCAGCAUCCUUUCCAAGCAGCAGAAGUUCAACGAGCACUGCUGUAUUCGCUGCUGUUCACCUUUCACAUUUCUUAUCAACAGCAAGCGACAGUGUCAAGACUGCAAGUACAACAUCUGCAAGAGCUGCAGCUCUUACCAGAAGAAGGAGAAAGCUUGGAUUUGCAGUGUCUGCCAGCAAGCAAGGCUCUUAAGGACCCAGUCUCUGGAUUGGUACUAUAAUAAUGUGAAGAGCCGCUUCAAGUGUUUUGGAAGUGCCAAAGUCCUGAAGAAUUUAUACAAGAAGCAUAGACUGGAGAGUGGCGUUUGUCCUGAUGUAAUAGAAGGAGGUUGUUUUGAAGGAAGCUUUGAAAAUGAUGGAAGCAUUUGUGGCAGUGAUUCUACAUUCUACAGGCAGACAGAAGGACACAGCAUGAUGGAUACCCUUGCUGUGGCCUUACGUGUUGCUGAGGAAGCAGUGGAAGAAGCUAUUUCUAAGGCAGAGACCUACAGUGACAGCCUGGACAAACAGAACGAGGCUUGUUACUUGCAAGAACACAAGGAGGAUCUCAUAGAAGAGCUGGCCACAACCAUUGUGCAGAAGAUUAUAAAGAAGCAGAAAGGCAAAACUGAGCAGGCUGAGGCUGACUUCGAAUGGCCACCAUCCAGAAGCAGUGGCCUGGCAUCCGUUGCUGUUUCAGAUCAGAGCAUGCUGACCUUUCCUGGGAGUCGCAGGGGGUCAUACACACUGUGGAGGUCUCAGUCAGCAUUCUCCCUGGCUAGUGAAGAUACACCCAGCAAAGGACUGGACCCUGCAUCGUCUGUCACCGAGGCUCUUUGGAGACAGCAGAAAGGACAAUUCAAGAAGCAGAAGGAACGCAAGCUCUCUGCAUUACCCAGCUGGAAAAGUGUGGACAGGCUAAAUGAAACAAAUCCGCCUCCCGUUUUACAAAGCACUGAUGGAAACUGGGUAGCUCUGCAGAAUGUUUCUUUGCCUCGCCCUCGGAUGCUCGCCAAACCAAAGAGUCAAGUAUUUGAAGCUUUGGAGAAUGAAUCCAGCGUUGUGUCUGCAUAUGACGAGAUGGGCUCAGACAGCGAGGAUGAUUACGACUGGAAUGUGGCCUUGAACAAGCUGCGGCGGAGGCCUCGGCAAUUACCGGAUGAUUUCUAUUGUACCAACUCCCAGUAUGAUUCUGAAUGGGUUUAUGGCAAUGAUCAGUACCAGGCAGUCACCUCACCUUCCUCUGGGUUAUACACCAAUACUGAGACGCUGUUCUCUGAUUCUGAAACAUCGUCGGUAAACUCUUCCCAGGAAGCUAAAAGACCUAGCAAACUUCUCUGGUUACAAAGCAGAACUCAGAGCGAUGUGCCCAGAAUGGAAAAAAAACAUUUCCAUGGAGAACUGGAUGUGAACUUCAACCCACAGGCAACCAGCCUGGAGUAUUCAGAUAGCAGUGAGACUGAAGAAGUUCAGUAUGAUUUAGAAAAGAGAUCAAGAAGAUGGAAAAAGAACAAAACGAUCUCUGAAGAAUUAUCUGAAGGAAAAAAUCACACAAAAGCCAACAUGAAGAAUUUAAGACAGGAUUUGGAUGAUUUAUCAGAAACAGAUAGAAGCAGUGAGGAUCAACAUCAGAAUAUCAAGCCUGAACUUAUGGAAGAGGAGCUUAAAUCCAGGUUAUUUCAGCUUGCUGCUAAAAUGAGUGACAAAGAAACAUCUUCUGGUGAAGAACAAGAGUCUGAACCUAGAACAGACCCUGAAAACCAGAAGGAAAGUUUGUCCUCAGAAGAAAAUGGCAAAAGCAUUCAGGAGGAGUUAAAGAAGAAGUACUCUGCUGUCUCUCUCUGCAACAUAUCUACAGAGGUCCUGAAAGUUAUCAAUGCCACUGAAGAGCUGAUAGCAGAAUCCACCGGUCCCUGUGAUUUCCCAGAUGAUGUUCAGGACAAGGGAAGAGGUUCAUUCCCACUGGGGACCGACCCCAUCAGACUUGAUGAGCAGCUCACCACACUGGAAGAAAAUGUGUACCUGACGGCCAGCACAGUGUAUGGCCUGGAGGGGCAGCUGACCAGCCUGGAGGAUGCAGCACGGCAAAUCAGCAGCGUGACAGCAGAAUCGGAGCUGGCUGAGCUGGAGGACCAGGUGGCCACUGCAGCUGCCCAGGUGCAUCAUGCAGAGCUGCAGAUUUCAGAUAUUGAGAGCAGAAUAUCAGCUCUCACUGUUGCAGGCUUGAACGUGGCUCCAUGUGUUCACCUGACAAGGAAACGGGAUCAAAAGCAAACAAACCAGAUGCAUACUAUUGACACCUCAAGACAGCAGAGGAGGAAACUUCCAGCUCCACCAAUAAAAGGUGAAAAAAUAGAUGGGUCUCCAAUUACCACUGUCAGAACAUUUAACAGAAACUUCAUGCUUCAAGGAUCUCUAACACAAAGAACUAAAGAGAGGAAAAGCACUGCCAAGGACUUACUGGAACCUGCUAUAGGAUCUGCUGUGAUGUACUAAACUUUGACUUGUCUACUGCCAAUAACACACUGCCUAAGGCUGUACACUAGAGUGCCUUUACUUAACAGCCAUUGUGUAUGUCCAGCUGAAAAUGGACCCUCAAGAACCCACAAUGCCUCAGUUAUAGGGCUUUGUUUGGAUACCUCACUGAGAAAGCUGUCCAAGUCUUCAGCAUUGUGGUCUGCUAAAGGAAACUCUGCCUUAAAGUUCUCACAAGACUCUGGAAGGGACGCUGAGUUUCAAAAGCAAGGCUCCACAUUUUAAGAUGCACUUUUUCUCCCCAUUGAUUGUACUAAAGUAUGUCGUCUUUAAACUGCAGUAUGUUUUUGUACUCUCAGUCAAUCACAAUUACAGGCCAAUAUUUCAUACCGAAAGAGUGAACAAAGCAGACCUGUGAUCCACAUUUGCUGGCCUCUUAUAUAUGUAGGCAUCUGUCUUGUCGAGCAAUAAGAACAACUCUGUGCAGUGUAUGCUGCUUUUAGCUGCUUGGUGAGAGUGGAGGAUCUGUGUAUCUAACUGCUCCCCCGGAGCCAGAGGAGGUUUUGACAAGGCAGGUGGGAGGAGAUGCGAUGUGCAAAGACUUCUCUGUUCGCUCAGAGUACCUUUGACAGAGUUCUAGCUCCAGGGCUCUGUGUUCUGCUGUCGGAGAUGGGGGGGAGCGUGGAUGUCAUGAUGAGCCAUGAAUUGGUGGUACGCAGCACAUGUGGACCAGAUGUCUGCUGGGUUACAGUCCUGGCAUCUGGACACAUCUGAGUACUGUUGUGAAACCACCACCUUUGUCUGUCUCGUUCUUCUUGGUAUCAUUGUCCGCUUGGUGAUGUCCAACCACUCUGUAGUUCAGAAUCUGUUCUGACCAAGUCUUUAAGAUUGGAGAAAGAAAGUAAAAGCGCCGUGGGUGAGAUCUCUGCUGACUCACUGGUGGCUGUGAGGUGGCUGCAACCUGUAAGAGAUUCCCUUCUGCCACUUGCUGUCUUUUCUGAGGAGGAGAUGAAUGUAGCCCAGAUGUCUUUUCCUUCACCCAUCCGUAACCAAUUUGGUGUAGUACCUAGGGCCUGUCACUGGUGCUCACUACAAAUGGACCACUCUGAAUUGGACUGUGAGUCACCAGAUGUCUUCUUUCCUUUCCUGAGACCCCAGAAAUUUGCACCAAACCCUGGAAAGCCUUUGAACAGAUGCCCAUGAGGGAAGAUGCUGCUUACAAGCUGUCCCUCUCACCCUUUCUGGGAAGGGCCGUGCCAAUUUGCAGUGCUUUUUGUUCUGGGUUGUACAAAGGAAUUUGUUAGAGAAGGUAAGUGUGAGGCCGGUGAAUCUUUUGUAUGCCACACAAUGCAGUGCAAGUAUAUGCAGAUAUAUGCACACAUAUGCAGACUGGGCAGAUGGGAGGCAUGCUGUGAAGGAGGACAUGAACUGCUAAGAUCCCCCACAGCUGAAGGGUCAGAGGACACCUCCCUGAAGUGUCUCUGUCCUUUGCUGGUACCUACAGAGCAAAACCUAACGCUCGGAGUAUAGCAGGGCGUAGGAGGCAGGGGAGGCUGGUAAGGAAGGGCUGGAUGGGCAGGCUGGGGAAACAGCUCCAGUCACGUAUCCACCUUGAGUAUUUGAAGCUGAGCCCGUCAGCGUGCUGCUGUCCAGCCGUACGUAGGGACAUGUCACAAUAUCUACAGCCAUCUUCCUUCCUUGGAGGCAGAAGUGUUGCUCCAUCUCUCCCAUGAAUUUCCAUCUGCCGAAAUGUGGCUCGAUGUGUUUAUUCUGGGUGAAAUUACGCCUUCUCUUACUCUCACACAAUACCAGUUCUCCAGAACUGGUUUGCAUAGAUGUGAGGGCAGAAUUUGGCCCGCUCUGUUUAAUAUAUAAGUAUAUAUAUAACAAUAGACUUUAUUUAUAUAUGCAAUCCAUAAAGGAGAUUAAACAGAGUAGGAUGCCUAGGAAUUUUCUGUUAUGCAGUCUCCUCCUCCUCCCUUGACUGUUCUCGUGUAUGUAUACAACACAUUCCCAGGUUCUGGUUAACGCAGGUAUGUGUGUUAUGAGAUGUCAUUACUGGUGGUUGGUCUACAUAUUCGUCUAAUAAUAAUAACCAAUAUUGUGUAUGAUGCAGAAAUGACUAAUUUUAAUAGAAUAACUCUUUGGCUUUUGUUCUGUUAGCGUGAUUUAAACAAGCCAACAAAGUUUGGAAUAGGUUGUUUUCUUUAAGAGGCAUGAAAAACAACUAUUAUCGUGUUACAAUGUUAAAAUAUUCAGUCUUCUUUGACAGAAAAAUGUGUACUGUGUAGGCAUUGCAAAAAAAAAAAAAAGAAAAAAAGAAAAAAAAUCCCACCUGCUACAUGGCAUUUGAAUUUUUACAACUGUUUAUUGUGCCAAAUAUGUGCAAAGAUAUAAUUUACUGUUUUAAAAAAAUCAUGAAAGCAUACGUUAUAGCACACAAAGGAUUAUUUUGUCAUCAAGUGAUUUCAAUCUUUAGUGUUAAUAUUUAUAUUUAGAUUAAUUUUUAUAAAUGAAAAUAUUUUAACAGGUAAAAUGAAGGCGAUAUGAUCAAUUUGAUUGAGUCUGAGUGGAUAUUAAGCUUGCCUUGUUGUUGUUAUCUGCAUACUCACCAAGAAUUAUUGUCAAGAGAAAUUAUAAAAGAGUAAAAACAAUUUAUGAAAAAAAUGCCUUUCCAAGGACUUGAUUCAUAAAGAAAACACAAAAGCUCUCCUCUGUAGUGUGGAUCUGUGUGGCCUUUGGUCAGGAAACACUCUGCCCACACUGCUGCAUCACAAACAACCAUUCUCAGUUAAAUGCAAAUGGGCAACCCAAAGUCCUCUUGCUCGGCUGAAGGGAGAAAUAACCCCUACCACCUCCAGGUCAGGUCAUUUUCCAGGGAGGUGGAGCAUCCGUACCUUACUGACAGAGCACUCACAAACAGAAACAAGAGUUGAAUUACCUGCUAUAAUUAAUGCAAUCUUUAUUAAAUUUUAGUAGUGAUUCUAACAAAGCACGACUAGGAAUGCGAGUUCAU